This is a messenger RNA of Molossus molossus (Pallas's mastiff bat), 1187 nucleotides long. RefSeq names its product serine/threonine kinase 32B (gene STK32B). Gene Ontology annotation, biological process: protein phosphorylation; G protein-coupled receptor signaling pathway; regulation of signal transduction. The transcript is spliced from 11 exons. Gene Ontology annotation, molecular function: G protein-coupled receptor binding; ATP binding; G protein-coupled receptor kinase activity. The coding region runs from base 84 to 1187 and encodes 367 amino acids. The record is from RefSeq and is a predicted model, not a curated record. NCBI's taxonomy places the organism in Eukaryota, Metazoa, Chordata, Mammalia, Chiroptera, Molossidae.
UUGACCAUUUUCAGAUUCUCCGGGCCAUCGGGAAAGGGAGUUUUGGAAAGGUAUGCAUCGUGCAGAAGCGAGACACGAAGAAGAUGUACGCGAUGAAGUACAUGAACAAGCAGAAGUGCAUCGAGAGGGACGAGGUGCGGAACGUGUUCCGGGAGCUGCGGAUCAUGCAGGGCCUGGAGCACCCCUUCCUGGUCAACCUGUGGUACUCCUUCCAGGACGAGGAGGACAUGUUCAUGGUGGUGGACCUGCUGCUGGGCGGGGACUUGCGCUACCACCUGCAGCAGGACGUCCACUUCACGGAGGGCGCGGUGAAGCUGUACAUCUGCGAGCUGGCCCUGGCGCUGGACUACCUGCAGAGCCACCGCAUCAUCCACAGAGACAUCAAGCCAGACAACAUCCUGUUGGACGAGCACGGACAUGUUCACAUCACAGACUUCAACAUCGCCACCGUCGUGAAGGGAGCAGAAAAGGCUUGUUCCAUGGCCGGGACCAAGCCCUACAUGGCCCCGGAGGUGUUCCAGGUGUAUGUGGACGGAGGCCCGGGGUACUCGUACCCUGUUGACUGGUGGUCCCUGGGCGUCACCGCGUACGAGCUGCUGCGAGGCUGGAGGCCCUACGACAUCCACUCGGCCACGCCCGUCGAUGAGAUCCUCAACAUGUUCAAGGCGGAGCGGGUGCGCUACUCGUCCACGUGGUGCAAGGGGAUGGUGGCCCUGCUGAAGAAGCUCCUGGCCAAGGACCCCGAGAGCCGCCUGUCCAGCCUCGGCGACAUUCAGAGUGCACCCUACUUGGCCGACAUGAACUGGGACGCGGUGUUCGAGAAGGCGCUGACGCCCAGCUUUGUGCCCAACAAAGGGAGACUGAAUUGUGACCCCACCUUUGAACUUGAAGAAAUGAUUCUCGAAUCCAAGCCACUUCAUAAAAAGAAGAAGAGGUUGGCAAAGAACAGGUCCAAGGACAGCACGAAGGACAGCUGUCCCCUGAAUGGACACCUGCAGCAGUGCCUGGAGGCCGUGCGGAAGGAAUUCAUCAUAUUCAACAGAGAGAAGCCGAGGAGACAGCAGGGUCAGGGCGGCCAGCUCGUGGACACCGAGGGCCACGCUGGGAGUCAGGCCCAGGGCAGGCUCCAGGACGGGGGCAGCCACCACCACCUGGGCCACACCUGCCCCCGGGGCUGCAGGAGCUAA